UAGGGAAAAUCCCAUACUCAGCCAGGGGAAGUCCCAUAAUAGACUUGCGUAGAGCUAGCUAGCUGCUACGAUCGAACAGUCAACUAGCUAGCCUAGGCUAACCUGAACACUCCUUUGGCAGUUGAUACAUAAAAACAACAGGUACAAUCAUUGAAUCAAAUUACAAUAGCUACAAAAACUGAUAAAUAGCUAGCUGGAGUCAUUAAGCCUUCUAAAGUUAACUUCAAAAGGGGGGGGGUCAAGGGACCCCAUGGACCCCCCGGCCCUCUGGAUCCGCCACUGGACCUAAUGCAUUUUCACUCACAAAAACACACUACUCGCCCAUUCCCUGGAAUGAAAAACAUACUGUAAGGUGCAAGGUAAGAUUCUGUGGGCUAAAAGGAGACAGUAUUUACAAUAUUGAAACAUAAGUACACCAUUGAUUGUAGUAAAAUAAUACUGACUGUCAUUCUGAUCAAGUAUAUAAUCACAAACGUGAGAAGGUUUUAUUCCUAAAAUAACACGUACCUUAUACUGAUAUACCUGUUGAGUACACGUUCGUGUCUAGUGUCUACUGUACUUGUCGAUAGUAACAGAAUGGUAUGUGCAUUGUGACAUGCAUGAUCAAGUGCAAAACCUAUACUCGGAAUGGUCACUUUACGCUCCAUUCUAUAAUAACAUUUUAACACACAGGUACGUAAACAUUUAUAAUACUUCAGAUUGCUCAAUUAAACUAGCCGGAUGGAUAGAUUCAAUUACAUUUAUUACAAACAUUAAGUAUGGGAUACUGUUACUUCAUCAAAACAUGUAUACAUUCAUGAGUCUAAAUAGAAACAAAAAGCAUGCACAAAGAACCACGUAAACAAAUCACAUAAUCAGUACAGGUACUGGAGGGGUGGCUCAUCUUUCGAAAUGACAAUCAGGAAAAUUAAACAACUUUAUUGAUAACAUCCCUAUGUAAUGUUUGUUUUUUCAGAGAGUUAAUUAAGUAUGUGUAUCGAAAGUAUUAAUUAUCAAUAACUAAUACACUGUACACACGUCAAUUCAUAUCUUAAUUCCAUGGGUUCCGGUGCACAGUUAGAUGAUCAUGCAUACUUUUUAGUCGUGAAUCCCUAUUACUAGUCUAGUAGGGGGCACUCUGAGCUCUUGUGAAACACUACACAUGUGCAUGUGUUCAUCUCAAGGGAAAUCUCCGAUCCCCUUCAAGAGAAAUAUAACAGCGAGCAAGUGCAUCACAGUGCGUAACUUGAUAUCAUACGACAUGAUUCCCCCUCAAGGAAUAGUCAACGUGUGAGGAUGCAUCCACACAAGUACAGCUGGGGGAACGACAGGAAUGUAGUAGGAAAACGUUGUUGAUGAUGAGUGUUGCAAUCCACAUACCUUCCACUACGAAGUGUAAAUAUCACAGUUAGAGGUUUUAAUGCAGUCAUACAAUUGUUAUCAAAUAGCCUGUGUGAAGGUUCAACAUUGCUCACUCAAUUAAUCGUAUUGGCUCUGUUCUCUACGAAACAUAAACACCCUCAAUACGUACAGGGCUUUACAAUCACGCAGCAAAACAUGUAAAAAUGCAUGUACAAUAAGUUGUACAACUGUGCAUUGCAAUAUCUAAUUCUAAUCAAGACACUGACACAUUUGCUACUUGUACAGCUUAGCGACCAAAGCAGGAAAUAACGACAAGCAAUGUACUCAAGGGGGGAUCUCAUGCAGAAAUGAAACUUUAUUUAUCAUACUGUAGGAAGUAGGGAGCAAAGAGGAUAUGCUAAGAUUGUGGGAGCCGUAAUUGAAAAGCAGCAACUUUGAACAAGGAGGAUACUAUUGACCGUGACAAAAGGUACGUAAGGAAAGGCCUUGGUAUUAUCAAACAUAGUCUAUACUAUACAUACAGAAAAUGAAUCCCAAUCUGUUUCAAAUAGGUUGCUGUUUAGGAGGAAUAUGAAAGUGUGUGGCUACAUGCAGUCAUACAUGAUAAGGUUGGCAUUCAUGAUUGGAUUGGGGUCGAGUGGCUGGCCGCUAAAGGAGGCACAUUUUGGGAAAUUCACAAUAAUUUAAUCACAUGAUUCUGAUCAACAAUUCAUUUUCCUAAGAGAAGAUAUGCUCUGCUCUCAAUGAUGUGGAGGGCUUCACUAGCUAGCUCACUGCGCAUGCUCAAAUAAUAAUGAUGUCAUUAUUAAUUGUAGGCAAAUGAGCCCGCCCACUUAUUAGACAGAUCGUGUAUCGCUUCUGUAAACCUGUUUUUGUGGCGAUUCUAGCAUAGAUACUAGCUCAUAGAAGAAUCGCAUUUCAUUUCCAGGUUCUAGCAGCUCUACUGGAAAGGUUUCUCUAGAUCUGUAUAAAUAAGAGUUUCUUUGUCAUGGAAGAGCAUGAAAACUUUACAAUCUUGCAAAUUACUUGUGAAGAAGUGAAAAAACAGAAAGUUCUUCAACAACCCCAAUCCAAUCAUGAAUGCCAACCUUAUCAUAUGCUUUGCUUUUGUGCUGUCUGCAUUAUGUGGAGCCAUUGCAGCACCGCUACCAAACACAGAAAGUGCAGGAGAGCUGAUCACAAACACAACUGAAAGCAUAGCUGAAAGCUACAACACUACGAGCCCCACCAAUUCAACGCCCACACAAGAACCUGCUGCUAUCGCUCAAUCUCAGUUCUCAGCCUCAGGGUUCAACUACAGUGCACCUGGCGAAGGUCCCGAGUUUGCAGUGGCUGCUGGCUAUCUGCUUGAAGGAUUAUUUCUGCUCGAUGAUUACAGCAAAAUUGUGCAAAGAAGCUACAGAAAUUUCAUUGAUCCAGAACACCAGUGCAGCACACCAGAGAUCACAGAUAGCAACAGCAACAACAUUUGGAAUUCGAUGGCCGCGCUCCAAGGAUAUGCUGAUCUGGCCAGACUGGCUUCGCAAUCAGCCAAUCAGCUUCAAGACGAGCCACGAGAUCAAAUGCAAGGAGUUGAUGAUCUCAUCUCAGCUGUGCUUAGCGAUUACAAAACAGUGUUGGCCCAGCAGCAUUGUGAAUGUAACUCCUCCGCCCCCUGUAACCGUGUGGUCCUAACCCCCUCUAUCAUACUACGCCCCGGGUGCAAACAUUACCCCUACGUUGCACGAAACCUCUAUACAGAUGUCCUCAACGCCGCUAGCUUAACAGAAGAAUUGAACCUCCCAACAACGAACAUGAUCACUACAAUCCAGUGGGUUAACACUCGCCUAGGCAUCGAUUCCCCCGCUUACACUUACUUUCAGUAGUACAAGAGGAACAAAAAAAGACCCUCGCCAUUCUAUAAUUAUUAGAUAAAGUUGAAAUUUAGACGAAUUAAACACACAGGUAAAUUCCAUUUUUGAAUAGUAACAAAUUUAGUGAGAUUAAAAAAUUUAAGGUUUUAAAAUGAUCAAGCCAUCGAAAUCACUUGACUAUAUUAGUCUGAAUGAACGACAAGAGUAUAAUGAUGUAUAUUGUCGUUGUAUAGAUUUUUCUGUACUAUUCGUUGUGUUCUGUGAACAUAAUUAGACUACUUGGUUAUAUUUAUU
Molecule: messenger RNA, 3488 nt
Organism: Halichondria panicea
Lineage: Eukaryota; Metazoa; Porifera; Demospongiae; Suberitida; Halichondriidae
Exons: 5
Coding region: 2418-3206 (262 amino acids)
Source: RefSeq, a predicted model, not a curated record